This is a messenger RNA of Carcharodon carcharias (great white shark), 7797 nucleotides long. It is a transcript of the gene mtus1b, whose product is annotated as microtubule associated tumor suppressor 1b. The transcript is spliced from 15 exons. The record is from RefSeq and is a predicted model, not a curated record. Gene Ontology annotation, cellular component: cytoplasm; nucleus. Gene Ontology annotation, molecular function: microtubule binding. Bases 532 to 4668 code for a protein of 1378 amino acids. Lineage: Eukaryota; Metazoa; Chordata; Chondrichthyes; Lamniformes; Lamnidae.
CAUUUAGAGAGAGCCAGUCUGCAGAGAGGUGUCUGCAGAUUUGUGAUGAAGUAUUGCCAAGACAUAGAUUCCACACUGUCUGAGAAAGUGAAUGCUUGCUAUUAUUGCUGCAUGGCUGAGUUAAUCUGCAAAAAGAGAGAGCACUCCCAUGAGAGUGCCCUUAAUGCAAGCUGAUGGUUUGGUUUACAGUACAAUUCCACUUCUAGAAUGUCGCAAUCGACAGAACAGCUAAAGUCAAGCUGCAGAUUAAUGAAUGUAUUCAGUAAAGAACUGGCAGACACGAGACGCUUUCAUUGACUUCUUAGCUUGCUGUCAAUGCUUUUUACGAUGCAUGUUUCAUGAUCUAGCACAAAAAUGGUGGCCAAUUCAAAUCUCGAUUCCUCAAGUGAAAAAUAGAGUAAGCCUUACUACUUGGAAGAAAAAUUUGUACAUUUUAUCAUACUGACUCGAGACUAAAGUGCUUGCAUGGAACAAAAUUGUACUGUGUAUGCUGUUUCUGAUCAUAAACCUGUUCUGUAAGGCUUUACUUAAAUGAAAUCUUUCUUUAAAAUGAGCUUUCAAGCCAAUAAUUGCAGUAGGAUGGGAGAGUCUUCAGACAAUGAGAUAAAAAGCAACUUUAAUCUGCCUAUUUUGAUCAAUGACCCAAAUGGCAAUGAAGUUCCCUGCAGCACAGAAAUAUCUCCAGAAACAGUCAGUGUUACAAUCCCAUUGACUAAUGGAAACUCUGACUGCCCAGAUAUGAAGAUGCUUCCAUUUAAUGUUGGGGUUAAUGUCAGGGAAACUUCUGAUCCAGCAGCUUGUAGGCUCUGUGAAAUUUCUGGACCUGACUUGGAAAUGGCUCAAGACUGUUUCUGUGAUCAUGAAGCAUCUGUUGACAUGGUUGUCACUGAUUCACUAAGUAGCUCUUCAGAUUAUCAGUGCAUGACAGCAAAUUUAAGUUGGAGUUCGAAGUGUUCUGCCACACCAGAUCCAGGGCAGCACAUGCUGGACCACAAACAGUGUCACGUUGUCAAAAGUCAGUUGCCUUGCAUAAAAGCUUUAAGUGAGUAUCAUACAACAGAUAUUGAAGGAAAGUUGAACACUUAUGUUACAAAUGAAGCACGUCUUCAGAAGUCAUUGGAGCAUCAUGUUAUGGGUGAUGGAUUCAAGUUGAGUAUAACUGACAGUCCUAAAGACACAUUGAUGAGAAUUACAAUGAGUAUGGAAAGAGGUUUGGAAUACUCAAGACAACCUUGUGAAUCCAAGUUAGAAAUGAAACACAUUAGUGCAGGCAGUUUGGAAGAUGAAUCUAGUGCGCCUGUCCUUGAAUCAUCUGUAUCUUCUCAUGAUUCAGAUUAUCCAUUUCUAAUGUCAGAUCAAUCAUUAGAGACUUUUGAAUCCCAAGGUGAGAGUGGGAUUUUGAAUGCUACCCAAAUUAUGUAUCAACUGCCAUUGAAAACCAAUUUCCAUUCUCAAGGGUGUGCUGUAGGAGUAUCAAAUCAGCAGCAUGUUCUAGAUAAAGCUGAAGUACUUUAUCAAACACAUUCCAAUGUUCAAAGUACAGGAUCAGCACAGUACCCCGCCUUCAAUGCAAAUAAGAACUUCAGAGAGGAAAUAGGUCACAAUGUAACUGGUAACACUGAUUUUUACCGAUGUGUGAAAUACCAGUCACAAGAAACAGUAGAUGGACAGCUACCAGUUAUAAAUGAACAGUGUGAUGAAGAAAUCAGGAAUAAAAUGGGCAAAGCUAAUUAUGAAAUGCCAACAAAUUCAGCAAUGAAUACCACAUUUAUAGUGUUGAAGGAAGUAAAUAACGAUCCAAAGCUUGAAACUGAAAUUAACAGUUGCAGGACUGAGGCACAGGAUCUUGUACCCAAAGCAAGAGCAUCUAUCCAAGGGAGUGUAAAUAACACAACAUUUUUAGUUUCCAAUCAAACCAUUCAUGAACAUGAAAAUUUGUAUUCUCAAACAUCAACCCCUUUGGCAGGGUCCAAAAGAACGGUUUUCUUCAGUUCGCCAUUACAGAAUCUAACCAGUUUAUCUGACCAUGACAGCUGUUCUGCAGAAGAGUCUCCAAGCAUGAUGCUGCUGUCAGAUGCAAGGGGUUCUGUACAGAAACCAGGCUUCAAAAUGAAAUGCAAUGCAAAUAUGAAACCAAAGUUGUCCAAAGUGGAGAUCAAAUCUUAUCCUAAACCUAAUUUUAACAAUGUCAAACCCAAAGUUGUAUCUAGAACUCAGCAGAUGUCUUCAGUGCCAAAAGGCAAUGUCUGUCUUUCAAGAGAAGUUUCAUGUAAAUAUUUUCCAAGGUCUACCAGUUCCUUCUCAUCUCUUGAUUCUCCAUGUUCCCGAUCUCCUGUACCAAAACACAAAAAGGAACCGCUUUCAAAAUCAGCAUUGAAAACAAAAUCCGAAAUCAUGAGAUUCCAGAAGUUGGUGUUUAGGAAAAGACUCUCUGCAAAUGAGCCACAGACUGGUAUGACAGAAAGCAAAACCUCAAAAUCCAGUUACAGUAACAGUCCUCAAGCCAGAGCACCUUCAAACUUGGCCUUUGCAAAUGGAGCUGGAAGUCAAGUAUCUGGUUCACUGCACUUCUCCAAACCAUUACUUUCUUCUAUGGGAACGAGUACAUGUGAACUUAAAAUGUUUCACGCUGAUGGAAUAGAGAACAUCAAUCCAUCAAGGAAGAUUAUUCCAGUUGUUGAAAAACCAAGGGUACGAUGCAGCAAUUUGGCAGAUGCGAUUGAUGACCACCCAGUCAGCUUUAUUCCAGUUUCUGCUGCUGCUUUGGAGAAUCUUCACACCAUGAAAGCUCCUUUAACUAAAUCAUCAGCACCCAGCAUUGGUGAAGUUCAAGUUGAACAGAGGCCAAGGGGCAAUACUAAGAGCCAGACUGUGCUGUCUCCAUCUGCAAAACUAAGAGCGCCGUCGUCUUUAUCCAGAUUGCGAUUGGGACGUGUGAGCAAUGAUGGCCAUACUGGAAAUAUGCAUGGUUCAACAAACAAACAGCCAUUGACCUCUGAUCAACAAAAAGGUAUUUCUAUUAAAGCAAAACCAAGACCUUCAUCAGUCACAGCUGCUUUGAACUUGGGAGAUAAUGCAAUAAAAAGCACACCUGGCUCUAAACUGCCUGUUCCAGCUUCUAGGUUACAAAGAGUCAAUAGCUUGUCAUCAGUCAGCAGUGGUGUCUCAAUCCAGAGUGUUCAGAGCAGUUAUAGUAAUAAAUCUGUAGUUGCUUCAACAAAUCGGAGAGGAGAUGGCCCUAGGAAAGGCGUGCUCUCUGCAAGCCCUUGCGGCAUUCAAACAUCAUGUACAAAGUCACUGCAGAAAAAUAAGGUGCUUUCUGUGAAGACCCCAUGCAGAGGAGUGAACAGAAAUGUUACCACCUCAAGUCAAAAUGUUCCAGGUUCAGCUUCAAGGUCUACAAGACAACUGAGUGCUUCACAAAAUUUGAAAGCUGACAGAACUUGCGUGAAGUCAAACUCUUUCAUACACAAGCCAAGUUCCCAAACCACUCGUACAUCAACUCGGGCUCCAGCAGAUCUGCUUCCAGUUGUGAAGAAAUCCCCUGGCUUACUUCACUACAAAGCUAAAUGUGAGAAGCAGAUUGAAUGGAUUGCAUUGUUGAAAGAACUAUUGAAAACAAGUAACCAAAGAUUUGAAGCUGUUGCAAUUGUAGUUCAAUAUCUCCAAGCCCAGCGGGACGAAGUAGGCAAACAACACAAGGAAUUGUCUCAAGAGCUGCUUACUCUGCGUAGUGAACUAGAGUCAAGGAAUGUGACUUGUGUUCAUUUGGAAAAGGACCGAGAGGAACUACAAAACAAAUACGAAGGAGUAAUUCAAAAGCUAUCUGAAGAACACCAGGCUGAACUUAAAGGGUUAGAAAAAAGACUCGAGGAGCUCUUCACUGCAGAGAAGGAGCAUCUGCAACAAAACUUUAAAAAUGACGUCAAAAAAUUGCAAGCACAACUGCAAAAUGAGAUUGAAGGCUUAACCUCUGAACAUGAAGCCCAUAAACUGGAGCUUUUUGCAACUCAUUCAAAGAACCUAGAAUGUCUUCAAAAAGAAUAUCAACAGUCUCUGACAGAACUUUCCACAUCACAUGAACGGGAACAGAAAAUACUCGAAGAAAGCUUUAAGGAAAGACUAUCACUGUUGCAGGGCCAAAUUACAGAACUGAAUGAGGAAAAUGAUUCCUUAAAGGAGGAGAUUAAAACUAAGGAGGAAGUUGCAAAAGCACAAGGACAAAAAGACCAAAAAAUUGACCCCCUGAGUCUAUACCUGAAGCAAGAAUUGGAAAGUCUAAAGGCAGUGCUCGAAAUAAAAAAUGAGAAGAUACAUAAUCAGGAAAAGAAGCUGAUGCAGAUGGAAAAGCUGAUGGAGAAACAUACUGUGCUGGACGAAAAGCUUAAAAUUGUGCUGCAAGAAAAUGAAGACUUAAAAGCUCGAAUGGACAAACACAUAGCUGUGUCUAGGCAACUCUCUACUGAACAGGUUGUUUUACAGGAGUCAUUGCAGAAAGAAUCAAAAGUCAACAAGCGCUUAUCUAUGGAAAAUGAAGAACUUCUGUGGAAGCUGCAAAAUGGAGAUGUUCUUGGCCCUAAGAAGCUGUCACCAACUUCCCCUUUAUCCUUUCAGCCCUCCAAAACUUCAGUGUCCCCAAACUCUAACCCUGCACCAUCACCAAGGUGACAUAUUCCAAAUGAUCACCAUUCAAAAUAACCUGUUCUGUGUCACUGGCUAUUGUGAUAAACAAGGGCUAUUGGAUGUUGACCAUGAUGUAAAAUAUUGUAUUAUAUGGCUUAAAAAUAUGGAAAAGCAUUCUUUUUUCUCUGUUUCUAGUUGUAUAUGAGACUGUAUAUAGGAAAUGUUGCACAACAGCACUUAAUUUACACAGCAAGAAUCUUGCUUUUGCCUUUUUGCCUAAUAAAAGAAAACUCAGGGCAUGUAGAUUAUAUUUGAUGAAUUUGAGUUUUCCUCACUCACUUGUGAAGAGGAUUUAUGUUUGGUGAACUGAGCAUUUAAGAUUGAGCUGAAGUAUUGAGGGCUGCCUUUAAUUAUUAACAAGCAAGGUGCUGCUAGAGGUUUUUCCCAGCAAAUAGAAUGAGGAAUUAUUGUGUUGCUGUCUGAAGUUGCACAACAUAUGGCGUAAGGAAGUGGGACAAAUUUAGAAAACAGAUUCUCCAUGUUUCGGGAGAUAUGCCAAGAGGAUGCCUGUGCAGAAUGUGGUCCUUGAUCUGUGUUAAAUUUAUGCAGAUACCUGUAUCUGCAAAUUUGAUCUAUUGAAAGCUGAUUGAGGAAAAUCUAACAUCAUGGAGUUUUAUUUUUUUAAUUUUAAUGCAAAUAUGCUAUCAAUUUAUCUAAGCACUAAAGCAAUAUUAAAGUAACCGUUUACAUUUGACUUGUAGUGGAAGUGGAGCACUUAAGUCCCAAGGCCACUGAGGUAGCCCUCAUUUGCUUGUUUCUGUCUGGAGAAAUUUUAGCUAUUUUUUUGGCAAAGUGAGAGGAUCUGGCUGGUUCAUAGUCCAUCUUAUUCUACCUUGAGUAUCAAGAUGGUUUCUCUGUUGGCUUUUAAUGUUUCUCCACAUAACUGGAUGCUGGUUGUGCAGAAGGUUACAGCCCUAAAUACACAACUGUCAAGAAAAGGGUGGGAAAUGUUUUUUUUUGUUUUUGGUCACAAGUACUUGGCUUCAAAUGAAGUUACAUGAACUUAGCUUUUUGUAAUGUGUAAGUCUCUUGAACUGAGAUUACUCUGAAAAACAUUGCAGUGAAACUUUAGACGAUCAUGUAUUACUUUAUUGAUACUCACAUUACAGUAUAAAUGCAUCUUGAUGUGUCUAGUUUUUGUCCUGUGUUUUUACACCCUUAAUAUGUACUAUUCUCUAGUUGAGAAGGAGGGAGCGAGGACAUAUUGCCUCUCUGAAACUUCUGUCUCUAUUGAACUGGUUGCUGUAAGCGUUUUGGGUGACCUAACCUCAUUCUUUUGAUCAUUUCUCCCCACUCUCUGAUGUCUUCAAUGGCAUUUGACCCUGGAGCCACAUGCAGAUCCUAACCCUGCCCCUCAAAGCCCAGGCAUUGUGAUGCUAUUUGCACUUGUUGAUUUUCAAAUUUGUUAGCCUAGAGGUUUAUUAGGGGCUGGUUUCUAUUGACUCGUUGAUAUAUUAACCUUAAAUUGGAACUCUUAAGAUCUGCUUGUAUCAGCAACUUCAGACACGUGCAAUUUACUGAUCCUAGCAGCUCCAUUGUACUUGAAUAGGGACCACAGAGAAGCUUGCACAUCCAUGGGUUAUGUCAUUGAAUGUUAUGAACCCAAGCGAAGAAAACUUGUGCAAUCUUUCCUUUUUUUAAACAUUGCAAUCACUUUUUUUCAUUUAGAUCAUUUAGUCUUUAGAACAUAAUCUUCAUGUUUGAAUGCAUCAGGAGCUGGUGAGUUCUAAAUCGAUUCAGCUUAAGCCAGUUCAAACAUUGUCAAAAUUUAUAUUUUUUUAGAUUCAAAUGUAUCUUUGCUAGAAUGGUGCAUUUAUGAACAGACAUCCUUGUUCUUGUCCAGUCACGUGUUGCUACUGUUGAUGGUGAAACAUUUUGUAUAGUUUUUGGAACUCUUGAUUGCAAAUUGACACUUGCCUUGAUACAGUUUUAUCAACUAUGUUGUGACAUACACUGGUUCACACUUCUUUCAAAAUAGUCAUGGGUUCCUUAUAAACUAAGGCAAAGAAACAUUGCAAAUUACCAUGCAAGUUAUCAAAUUUAAAAUUCCAGAUGUAAAAUGCUGCAAUUUCUCAGGAUAAUCUUGGCGAAAGCCAGAUAUUUUUUUAACGUGAAACCGCUUUAAAUUACCUUUGUCUUUGUACUGUUUCUUUGUUUCUUUUCCAUUUAACCCAGUGUUCAAUCUACUUUGUGUUUCUGUAUUGAAAAUUAAUUUAUCUGUAAACAAUUGAAGUAGAGAAAGAAUCAAGAACUGCUUCAGGCAACUGGGUUUAUUGAUGGGUUUGGCAUGCUUAUUUUCUAUGCAAUUUUAUGAUGCUCACAGCCGUGGAUCAGCUGGCCAAACUGAAGAACAAGUCCAAUCUUACCUUAAUUUAAUCUUUCAGUGUUGCAAAUCUGAUUUGGUCAAAUUUUGCAGAAAUCUAUUAAAAAUGCUGGUCCUUGGCCUAACUAGUUUGAACUUUUUAAGUUAUGAGGUGUUUAUUUGCACUUUGUCACUAGCUAUAAACAAAGUAUGAGGUUUCAUCUGAGCUUGCUCGCAGUUGGUAAGCCAAAGCAAAUGGUUACCUCAGCAGCUCAUUUAGCAAUUACUUCAGUGCAUACUUGCUAAAACUGAUUUAUGCAUGUUGGAGGAGUCUCAACUCCCUUGCUGAAUAGGAAUUCCAGUUAUUGAGUGAACAUUGCAUCACUUGGCUAGGUUAGCAAGAGUUCCCAAUGGGGUAGUUCCCAUAUAAUGAUGCUUGUUAUACCGUUCUAGGUAUUUGCAACAUUUUAACAACUAGUACACCCAUAGCAGCUCAGUUCUAACUUUUGUAGUUAAUACCCAAAUUAUAUAAAACCUCUACCCUUGAGAUUAAAAUGAGCUUGUUACAUUAUAGGAUGACAUUUUUGGUUAGUACAACUAGAUACAAGAUGAAUUUAUUCAUGUGUAGCUUUGAGGAUCUAUAGCAAAAGGGUCAGUCAAGUUAAUUGAAACAUUGUGCAACAAAGCUCGUAAAAUUUUUGAUUUAAUUUUACGUGUGCUUUGUCUGUUAGUGAUCAUUUUUAAUCUUAAUGCAUUAUUAAUGUACUUAUCACAUGUUGUUUCCUUGUUGAAUAAAGUAAUUGUUUUCUCUA